AUGAUUACUAACAUUGGUGUAGUUGCUUUUACAAUUGAACAGAUCCGUGACUUGAUGGACAAGGUUACCAACGUGCGUAACAUGUCUGUCAUUGCUCACGUCGAUCACGGUAAGUCGACCUUGACCGACUCCUUGGUCCAAAAGGCUGGUAUUAUUUCUGCUGCUAAGGCCGGUGAAGCUAGAUUCACUGAUACCAGAAAGGAUGAACAAGAAAGAGGUAUUACUAUCAAGUCCACCGCCAUCUCCUUAUAUGCUGCUAUGGAAGAAGAUGAUGUUAAGGAAAUCAAGCAAAAGACCGUUGGUAACUCUUUCUUGAUUAACUUGAUUGACUCCCCCGGUCACGUUGAUUUCUCUUCUGAAGUCACUGCUGCUUUGAGAGUCACUGAUGGUGCUUUGGUUGUUGUUGACUGUAUCGAAGGUGUGUGUGUGCAAACCGAAACUGUCUUGAGACAAUCUUUGGGUGAAAGAAUUAAGCCAGUUGUGGUUAUCAACAAGAUCGACAGAGCUUUGUUGGAAUUGCAAGUCACCAAGGAAGAUUUGUACCAAUCUUUCUCCAGAACUAUUGAAUCCGUUAACGUGAUUAUUUCCACCUAUGUUGACCCAGUUUUGGGUGACUGUCAAGUCUACCCAUACCACGGUACCGUUGCUUUCGCUUCUGGUUUACACGGUUGGGCUUUCACCGUCAGACAAUUUGCUACUAGAUACUCCAAGAAGUUUGGUGUUGACAGACAAAAGAUGAUGGAAAGAUUGUGGGGUGACUCUUACUUUAACCCAAAGACCAAGAAGUGGACCAACAAGGACAAGGACGCUGAUGGAAAGACUUUGGAAAGAGCUUUCAACAUGUUCGUUUUGGACCCAAUCUUCAGAUUGUUUAACGCCAUCAUGAACUUCAAGAAGGCUGAAAUCCCAACCUUGUUGGAAAAGUUGGAAAUCAACUUGAAGGGUGACGAAAAGGAAUUGGAAGGUAAGGCUUUGUUGAAGGUCGUUAUGAGAAAGUUCUUGCCAGCUGCCGAAGCUUUGUUGGAAAUGAUUGUCAUUCACUUGCCAUCUCCAGUUACUGCUCAAGCUUACAGAGCUGAAACUUUGUACGAAGGUCCAGCUGAUGACUCUUCUUGUCAAUCCAUUAAGAACUGUGACCCUAAGGGUGACUUGAUGGUUUACAUCUCCAAGAUGGUCCCAACCUCCGAUAAGGGUAGAUUCUACGCUUUCGGUCGUGUUUUCUCUGGUACCGUGAAAUCUGGUCAAAAGGUCAGAAUUCAAGGUCCUAACUACCAAGUUGGUAAGAAGGAAGACUUGUUCAUCAAGGCUGUUCAAAGAACCGUUUUGAUGAUGGGUAGAUUCGUCGAACCAAUCGAUGACUGUCCAGCUGGUAACAUUGUUGGUUUGGUUGGUAUCGAUCAAUUUUUGUUGAAAUCCGGUACUAUCACCAACAACGAAUCUUCUCACAACAUGAAGGUUAUGAAGUUCUCUGUCUCCCCAGUUGUGGAAGUUGCCGUUGAAGUUAAGAACGCCAACGAUUUGCCAAAAUUGGUUGAAGGUUUGAAGAGAUUGUCCAAGUCUGACCCAUGUGUUUUGACCUACAUGUCCGAAUCCGGUGAACAUAUUGUUGCUGGUUCCGGUGAAUUGCACUUGGAAAUUUGUUUGUCUGAUUUGCAAAACGAUCACGCUGGUAUUCCAUUGAAGAUCUCCUCCCCAGUUGUUUCUUACAGAGAAACUGUUGAAGGUGAAUCCUCCAUGGUUGCUUUAUCUAAGUCUCCAAACAAGCAUAACAGAAUCUACGUCAAGGCUCAAGCUUUGGAUGAAGAAGUUUCCGUUGAUAUUGAAAACGGUACCGUCAACCCAAGAGAUGAUUUCAAGGCUAGAGCCAGAAUUUUGGCUGACAAGCACGGAUGGGACGUCACUGAUGCCAGAAAGAUUUGGUGUUUCGGUCCAGAUGGUAACGGUCCUAACUUGGUUGUUGACCAAACUAAGGCCGUCCAAUACUUGAAUGAAAUCAAGGAUUCCGUGGUUGCUGCUUUCCAAUGGGCUACCAAGGAAGGUCCAAUCUUUGGUGAAAACUUGAGAUCUGUCAGAGUUAACAUCUUGGAUGUGACUAUGCACGCCGAUGCUAUCCACAGAGGUGGUGGUCAAAUCAUCCCAACCAUGAGAAGAGUCACCUACGCUGCCAUGUUGUUGGCUGAACCAGCCAUUCAAGAACCAGUGUUUUUGUGUGAAAUCCAAUGUCCAGAAAACGCCAUUGGUGGUAUCUACUCGGUUUUGAACAAGAAGAGAGGUCAAGUUAUUUCUGAAGAACAAAGACCAGGUACUCCAUUGUUUACCAUCAAAGCUUACUUGCCAGUUAACGAAUCUUUCGGUUUCACCGGUGAUUUGAGACAGGCUACUGGUGGUCAAGCUUUCCCUCAAAUGAUCUUUGACCAUUGGGCCGUUUUGGGAGGUGACCCAACUGACCCAACCUCUAAGCCAGGUGCGAUUGUUAAAGGAAAGAGAGAACGUGCUGGUAUGAAACCAGAAGUUCCAGGUUACCAAGAAUACUACGAUAAGUUGUAA
Molecule: messenger RNA, 2547 nt
Organism: Yamadazyma tenuis ATCC 10573
Lineage: Eukaryota; Fungi; Ascomycota; Pichiomycetes; Serinales; Debaryomycetaceae
Gene: EFT2
Product: elongation factor 2
Biological process (GO): translational elongation
Cellular component (GO): ribonucleoprotein complex; cytosol
Molecular function (GO): GTPase activity; GTP binding; ribosome binding
Source: RefSeq, a predicted model, not a curated record